AUGCAUUUGCGUGGGAAUAUUUUGACUCCUUUUGUGUGUUGUGUCCACCCAGGUGUGAAGAAGCCACCAUUAGCUCCCAAACCUAAACUUGCCCAGGCCUCCCCCCCGCCCGUCGCCCCCAAACCGCCGACCGCGGCCCCCGACUCUGCCCGGCCCUCCCCCGCCACCCUCAAGCGGACAAAGCCGGCUCUGGCCCCUAAGCCCCGCGUCCCAAAAGCCGCAGGCCCCUCCGCCCGAGCCCAGCUUAUAGCAUCUCCUGGGCAAGAUCUCGAGGACAACCUCUCCCCGCUCGACUCCAGAAAUGGGACGUUAUCGGAGCGGGAAUCGGACGACGUUGUUCCCGCGUGCGCCUGCGGGCCGCGGGAUGGCUGCCGGUGCCGGGCUUUGGAGAACGGCGCGCAACAGCUGAAGAACGGGAUUCUUGAAGGAGCGCCGAACGGAACCGAGGAGUUUUCGAGGGUGAGCGAAAAGCUCCGGGAUGAGCCUGACGGACGGAGACGCUCGGACAGGGCGAACGAGGGCGACGGGACGCGCGUCGACGCCUCUUCUCCUGCCGCCGAACGUCACGAGCGGCCGGACUGCGGCGACGGCUCGGUCCCCGCGCCUCCCAGUAAGCCCCUCCCCGUCCCGCACCCUCGCAAGCACGGGAAGCCGAUUCUGGCGAGGCAGGACGGGGUGGAGGGCUCGGCUCCAGAGUCGGACGAUCAAAAAGAAGAGAACGCGGUUUCUCGGGAAAAUGACGACGACGCUCCCGCGCCGCCUCCUAGGCAGACUUCGCUCUCCCCUCGCCUCCAAAGGACGCGGCCCGCCUCCCCGAAACCGCACAAGAACAUUUCGCUCGGCCCGCUCUCCCGGCCUCACCCGGCGGGCGAGCCCGAGGCCGAGGAGCGCGCCGGUAACCGAGAGGAGGACGGCUACGGCGAUUUUAAGCGCUACCCCGUCACGCACAGCCUCCCCAAGCAGCUGAAAUUGGGCCGCCCGCCACCCCCGCCCCACCCCAGGAGGGCCUUUUCCGCCGAGGACCGCCCGCCGCCUCGAAAACCUCAGCGGCACAGCCUCCCCGCCCCGCCGCCGCCCCCUCUCGGCCCCUCGAGGGAGCUGCCCGCGCCACCUCGGGAGAAAGCUUCCCGGCGUUUCGCCCGUCCCGGCGUGACCUUCUUCAGCCGCCAUAUGCCCACCAGGAGCAGCGUGCCGCCCAAAAGCCGGGCUCCGGCGCUGGGGGGCAAGCAGCGGGCGCAGUCCUUCUCGACCGCCGACCUAGCUACCCGCCUGGACCCCAAACAACGCGGCCUCUCCUUGCGAAAGCUUCUGGAGCUGCGCGUGUCGGUCAAGAUGCUGCCCAAGAUGCUGGCCAAAGGAGGCCACUCACCGGACCGCGCCGAGCGGGGGCGGCGGCCCAACAGCUGCGUCGACGUGGUCGGCGAUGACGACGACGCCGGCGGAGCGGAGUACGAAAACGUCCCCCUGUACGAGGAGAUCCCCGAAUACAUGAACUUGCCCUUUCACAACGGCGAUCCGCGUUGGUCGCGGGAUGCCGACGACGUCUACGAGGCCCAAGAUCCCUACAGGAGGUUCGGCGAGGACAGGUUUGAUUCUCGUCCUUUAUUGAAACCCGGAUUUCGUUUGACAAGGGACGUCCACUCGGAGGAAGAGGACGAGGCGGCCCGCAGUUGGGACGAGGAUGAGGAUGACAGCUCGUCCUCCGGUAAGGAGCACGCGGACGAGGCUGACAAACAGGAGGAGGACGAAACCAAGCGCAAGAAGGUGGCUCACAUCGCCCGGGAGAUCAUGAGCUCAGAGAAAGUGUUUGUGGAUGUCCUCAAGCUUCUCCACAUAGACUUCAGGGACGCCGUGGCCAAGGCCACACGUCAGAACGGCAAGCCGGCGGUGGACGAUCGCGUCCUCAGCCAGGUCUUGUACUACUUGCCUCAGCUCUACCAGCUCAAUAAGGACCUGCUGCGGGAGCUGGAGGAGAGGGUGGCGCACUGGAGCGAGCACCAGCGCCUGGCGGACAUCUUUGUGCAGAAGGGCCCGUACCUGAAGAUGUACUCCACGUACAUCCGCCAGUUUGACAACAACGUGGCGCUGUUGGACGAGCAGUGCAGGAAGAACCCGGCCUUCGCCGCGGCGGUGCGAGAGUUCGAGACGAGCGCCAGGUGCGCCAGCCUCGCCCUCAAGCAUUACCUGCUGAAGCCCGUCCAGAGGAUCCCUCAGUACCAAUUGCUGCUCACAGAUUAUUUGAAGAAUUUGCCUCGGGAUUCAGAGGACUACAAAGACACGGAAGCGGCCCUCGGCAUCGUCAAGGAAGUCGCCAAGCACGCAAACGACAUCAUGAAGCAAGGGGACAACUUUCAGAAGCUGAUGCAGAUCCAGUACAGUUUGAAUGGCCACCACGAGAUCGUUCAGCCGGGCAGGGUCUUUCUGAAGGAGGGAACGCUGAUGAAGCUCUCCAGGAAGGUCAUGCAGCCGCGGAUGUUCUUCUUGUUCAACGACGCGCUGGUGUACGCCACGCCCGUCCAGUCGGCCCAGUACAAGCUCAACUGCGUGCUCUCCCUGGCCGGCAUGAAGGUGAGCAAGCCCAGCCAGGAAGCCUACCAGAACGAGCUGAACAUCGAAAGCGUGGAGCGCUCCUUCAUCCUCUCGGCCAGCUCGGCGACGGAGCGAGACGAGUGGCUGGAGGCCAUCGCCGAGGCCAUCGACGACCACGCCAAGAAGAAGAUCAGUUUCAUUUCCAGUCGCGGUCAAGAGGAGGCCGACGGCGCACUGGACGUCGGCGCCCCGCUUGGCUCCAAGGCCCCCAUCUGGAUCCCCGACUUGAGGGCCACCAUGUGCAUGAUCUGCACCUGCGAGUUCACCCUCACCUGGCGGCGCCACCACUGUCGCGCCUGCGGGAAGGUGGUGUGCCAGGCCUGCUCCAACAACAAGUACUACCUGGAGUACCUGAAGAAUCAGCCGGCACGCGUGUGCGACCACUGCUUUGCUAAACUGCAGGAGAACAGUGACCGCCGCGCCUCGUCGUCCAUCUCCCCCAUCAAAUCCGGAGCCUUCUCCUUCACCAGGAAACAAAAGAAGAUUCCGGCCGCGCUGAAAGAGGUGUCGGCCAACACGGAAAACUCGUCCAUGAGCGGCUACUUGAACCGAUCCAAGGACUACAAGAAGCCGUGGAAGCGUCUGUGGUUCGUCAUCGAGAACAAAGUUUUGUACACGUACGCCGCCAGCGAGGACGUGGCAGCGCUGGAAAGCCAACCGCUGCUCGGCUUCUUCCUGCGGGAGGAGAAAAACGGACCGGCGCGGAAGCUCCAGUUCAAGCUGUACCAUAAAAAUACGCUUUUUUACAUCUUCAAAGCGGACGACAUCCCCACGGCGCAGAGGUGGAUCGAAGCCUUCCAGGAAGCCAUGAUCCUCGAAGAGUAG
Nerophis lumbriciformis (worm pipefish) is the source of this 3414-nucleotide messenger RNA. The record is from RefSeq and is a predicted model, not a curated record. NCBI's taxonomy places the organism in Eukaryota, Metazoa, Chordata, Actinopteri, Syngnathiformes, Syngnathidae.